UGAACAAACGUUCGGGGAGGAGCAGCACGGGCAGCCAAAAGAGAAAUAUGUGAAGAGUAAAAAAGUUGCGCUGCAUUGAGUCGUGGUCGAGCCGUACUAGUUUCCCAAAUGUGCACCACAGAAGUCUCUCACCUUCUCUCCAGUUUCCUUGAUGAGCCAGUAGUAUAAAACUACUUUCUAAAAGACAAGCGAGCUUUGGAAGUCCAGACUGAAGAUAACUUGUUUUCUUUCUCUUUUUGGAACUUGUUGGCCGGGACUUUACGCGCGGUGACUACCGUGGAAAGCAGAAUGCAGGCGCGCUACUCUGUGUCCAGUCCCAACUCCUUGGGUGUCGUACCCUACAUCAGCAGUGACCAGAGCUACUACCGGACCGCUGCCGGGGGGGGAUACACCGGCAUGCCCGCGCCCAUGAGCAUGUACUCACAUGCGGCCCACGACCAGUAUCCCGCCAGCAUGGCGCGUGCGUACGGACCGUACACCCCUCAGCACCAGCCCAAGGACAUGGUUAAACCACCCUACAGCUACAUCGCUCUAAUCACCAUGGCAAUCCAGAACUCACCGGACAAGAAGGUGACUCUGAACGGAAUUUACCAGUUUAUCAUGGAGCGCUUCCCUUUCUACCGAGACAACAAGCAGGGCUGGCAAAACAGCAUCCGGCACAACCUGUCGCUCAACGAGUGCUUUGUCAAAGUGCCCCGGGACGACAAAAAGCCGGGAAAGGGCAGCUACUGGACCCUGGACCCCGACUCCUACAACAUGUUCGAGAACGGCAGCUUCCUCAGGCGCCGGAGACGCUUUAAAAAGAAGGACGUGCAGAAGGACAAAGAUGAGCGGGACAGACCAGGGAAGGACGCCUCGGCGCGCACCCCGGGCCGCGAGCCGCAGCAGGAGCUGCCCCCCGUGCAGGGCGGGCAGGGCUCCCAGCCCGUGCGUAUCCAGGAUAUAAAGACAGAGAACGGCACCUCUACGCCACCGCAGGCCGCGUCUCCGACCCUGAGCGCCGUGCCGAAGAUUGAGAGCCCGGAUAGCAGCAGCAGCAGCAACAGCAGUAUCUCCACGGGUAGCCCUCACAGCGUGCCCUCCUCCCGCUCCAUCAGCAUGGACGGUCCCGAGCACCACCACCAUCAUCAACAGCACCACCCGCAGCAGCAGCACCAGCAGCAGGGGAGCGGUGGCGGGCAGGCCUUCAGUGUGGAUAACAUCAUGACAUCCCUUAGGGGGUCGCCGCAGGCCGAUCUCUCCCCGCCUCUCAUUGCGUCCUCUCGGACCGGUAUCAACCCGUCACUGUCGAUCAACUAUUCGCCCAAUAACCAAACGUACAGUUCGGUGACCUGCAACCAGAACGCCAUCAACGCUUCCAACUCGCCGAACGCAACGUAUCACUGCAACAUGCAAGCCAUGAGUCUGUACGCGGGGGACAGGGGAGGGGGACACCUAGGCCCCUCCACCACCAGCAGCAGCAGCACCCUGGACGAGACGCUGCCCGACUACUCCAUCACCACGACCACCACCUCUCCGCUGGGACACGGCAACCUGGGCCAGGCGGGGCAGGACGGGCACCACGCACACCACCAGGGCCGGCUCGCGUCCUGGUACGGGGACCUGAGCCACCUGAGCGGCACGUACCCGACGCAACAACAGAACUUCCACUCAGUGAGGGAGAUGUUUGAGUCGCAGCGGAUCGGUUUGAACGGCUCUCCGGUGAACGGGAAUAAUAGCUGUCAGAUGGCCUUCCCGUCCAGCCAAUCCAUCUACCGCACCUCGGGAGCUUUUGUUUACGACUGCAGCAAGUUCUGAGUCAGUAAGCUGCAGGACAAUGUGCCUCUCUCUUUAAAUUAAUAACUUUAAUAUAUUUCUUUUGUAUUUUCUUUUUUUGUACUUUAAAUCAAUCUUUUAAUUCACAUCCCGAAUGGACAUAGCACACAUUAAGAGUGUUUUUGCUCUGGUUGUGUGUGUGGGGCGUGUGUAACACCAUAAGCACGUAAGUUUCUCCUUUCACUUUUAUGAAUUGUUUUACAGACUGCAUAUAAUCGUCGCUAUGAAUAUAAACGGUAAAUUAUAUCAUUUAAAGUAAUUUAUUUUAUAGGGAAAUGGGUGAUUAGAUGAUGAGGACCAAACACUCUAAAGUGAUUUAAAUGUUCUGCUCCUUUGUGUGUCCUUAUUCUUAUUAGAAAUAGAGCGGGAACCUGUAUACUGUUAUUCUAUUCAUUUUUGUCUCAUUUGUUUAAAAAUAACUUUCUUGAAGGCCUUUCAGUUUGUUUGUUUAAUAAAGUGCCUUUGAAUCUAUUCUAAUUGGACUGUUUUCUUAGUUUAAUUAUUAUUCAAUCAUAUAAAGGCCAUUCCUUACUCAUACAUUUAAAAUUGAAAACGUAGAUGCCUCAUACAAUGGGAUCUUCACAAUCUGGUGGACUCUAUGUCGAAAAUGUAUAAAUGUUGUAUACAUUUCUUCUAACAAAAUCCAUGAACCAAAGAACGAAAUAAUAAUGUAUUUAAAGUUCAGUAGUCAUACUGCUAAAUUGUUUUUUUCUGAUGAGUUAACAGGCCACUGAAAUAACAGACCCAAUGUUAUUAUUUUAUCACAUUACUUUUAGGUUAAUUAAUUAAUAGAAAAAAACGUUAUUUUACGAACCGCCGUUGAAGAAGGCAAGUGAAGACCUAUAGGCUUCUUUCACAACACAUGUUGUGAAAGAGUCCAAAAGGCCUCAUAACCCAAUCUAUUAAAUAAUAAUAUUGACUAUCAGUUCAUAUUUAUAAUGCCAUUUUUCUGUUCAUAUAAGCCUCCCUCCUGAACCUUUCUGUUACAUUUAUCUUCGUGCAUUGUCAGCACUAACUUGUAGGCCUAUGUCCCUGUAUUUGGUUGCAGGUGGGCCUGAUAAAUUAAGGCUCUGUUAAAAGCAGGAGUGCCUCCCUUCACCCACCGGUGACACGCUGUUGUUUUGAAGGUCCUUGUGUAUUUGCGAUUGAAAUAUAGCCCCUUGCCAGAUGUUUAAUCAUUGUAGUGUUUCCCUGAUGACACGAGGGAAACGGCCAAACCGCAGGGCGACUGCCCAGACCAUGACAAUACAUAAAUUAUGAAUGCAAUUCUGUAUCGGAACAAUUUAUCAAAAAUCGUAUUUUCCUGAAACAUUAAGCGUAUUUUUUGUAUUUUAACAGAGUAGCCUACAUUAUAACUAAAUGCCCAGAUACUUUUCUUCUCAUGGAAAGCCUCGCUAGGUUACCUAGACUACUGCAAUAGCAAUCACAAAGGUAGCCUAAUUGUGUGUGAUUUUUUUUCUUCUGGAAAAUUAUGUAUUUCUUCUUUGCCUAAACAACCAUAUCUUCCAUCACAUGUUUGGCCCAGUGUCAGUUGUGUUGAGUAGGCUACGGCAGGCCCAGUGGGCUAUAGGCCUACCGGACCUGACAGCCGCGGGCCUCAGGGAUCCGAGCUGGGACUGGAGAGGGCACACGUUCAUUCAUUUUAACGCUCCUAAAACCCACCGAUGGCAGUACGGUUGUUUAUCCUAUGUGUAGUCUACAGCAAAAAGGUCAUGCCAAACGGGGGUUCAAUGGCAAUACCGCGCCAUCUUUCUAUCCGUAAAUCCCCCAUAUAAACGUUUCAUUUGGCAAUGAGGAAUAAAACCACUUAUUAGGAUUGAAUGUAGGUUAUGUUAUGUUUAUGAAUAUGGAAGACAUGCAGCAUUAGCCUACAACUAGAUUAAAUGGAUUGAAAGACAUUGCAACAUCAUUAUAUUCUGAUCAUAAUUCCCGUAAUUAACAAAUGAGCGGGGCUGUUCCCAGCACCUCUCAGUUUAAAGCUGAAUGAUUAGGCCUAAUUUGGAGGUUAAAAGCUCAAAUGCGGAAUCCAUAUCACAAAUGAAUAUUUUAUCACUUAAAUUAUACAGAGGCCGAGGCACAUCGUUUUUCAGAGUAAAUAGCCUUAGCCACGUUAAAGAAAGGAGAAGAGAGAGAUGGGUUGCUGUCCUCCAGCCUCUCUCGUGAGAUAUGGGCAGCCCUGGACCCCCCAACCCCAAGUACCAUAUCAACAAGAAACACCCAGAACAGGCGGCAUGUUGUAGCCUAUAUCGUUCAAUACGAAAGAGAGAGUCCUGUGAAGACGCACUGGUUGAAGAUACGGGCCACUGUAUUAGACAUGGAGAGAUCUCGGUCCAUCUGACAGUAUGCGGAUUUAACAGGCGAGGCGAAGAAGCGCCGGGAAGCUUAUUCAGACACCUUCACAUUGACAAUGAUAUGAUGAUAUCAGGCCAAUAGGCCUUAGGUCCAUCAAUAUCAUUGCAGUUCAGGACCAUAUAAUUGCCAUUUGUUCAAUAAUUAACCUUUUAGAUCUACAAACAAAAAUAGCAGGUGUUUGUCACUUCAGACCACAUUCAACUAUGCAUAAUAACUGGCAUCGAGCAUGAGGUAGCCAGACUGCCAAGCAUACCAACCAUCAACAACUUAAAUUAAACAAUUUAAACAAUUUAAAUAACAUAGGCCUAGGCCUCUUCAAUAACUAGGAUAUCUUGUUAUUGGGAUUCUUUCUUUUUUGUAUUUUGAAAGAAUCCCAAUAUUUCAUUCAGUUCCAUUUAUUUGUGCAAUUGGAAAUUAGAAUUUCACUUAGAAUUUUGAAUAUUAACAUUUAGCACAAUCCACUUAUGACGAGGGUUGUGCAUUAACGUUUCAUUCUGUCUCAUCUCAAUAUCAAUCAUUUGCUGUGAUGAAAGCUCCUUUAUAUGUUAUUUAUUGGUAUAACUUAAAGGUAAAGGUAAAAUCGUUAAAAAAACAGUGGACCUAAUUAGGGUAACCAGGCCUAAAUAAAAUCGCAUAAUCAGGUAAUUAAAACUCAUCAUUGGGAAAAAAAAAAGAAAAGAAAUGUAAAAGCCUUGGAUUGUCAUUGAGGCUAUAUUUGUGAUGUCCGAUAGAGGUCCAUUUAGGACCUGUAUCCAUGAAGGUCUAUGAGGUAUUCAUGGUGAAGAGAGACCGCUCUCUCUAUCUUCUUGAUUCCAGGCCAUUUAUAAAUGACCAGUCCAUAUAACUAUAAAUGAACAGUUCAGACAAAAAACACCAACUCCUUUUCUUUACAAUUGCUUCGAUAUAUCUAUUCUAUAGGCCUAAACCUUUUGGAACUUUGUAUCAUCUAUAAAAGCCUUAUGAAAAUGAAUUAGGUAACGCGUUGAUCUCCUUAGAAACGUAGGCUAUAAUGUUAAAUAGACCGAUUGAAUAGAGCAUUUGGCAAAUGAGAUUUAGAAAACGAACAUCACUGAAGAGGAAAUAAUAUUAUUCAAUUGCACUUUCCAAAUUAAUUAAAUGUUUAGCCCACAGGCAUAUCCAAUGCAUUUAAAUCAGAUUGGGCCUAUAUUGAAUCAUUAUAUUUAAAUUAGCCUAAUGGGCCAACGUAUCUGUUUUUUUUGUUAAACCUGUAACACCAUUUGACUUGACAGACGUCAUUCCAGUAGGGUGCUAUUUAUUGAAAUGUAUCUUAACCCGAGCAGCAACACGGCUAAAUAACCGAUUAGGCCGGAUCUUUACCCGAUGGGCACACAUAGGCUAAUAACACAUAAUUAAAAGCCUCAUGUUUAUUCCUACAUGAGAUGUAUUAGAUAUUAAUGUGGCUUUUGCCCUAUUAUAGGCCUAUUUCAUGAUUGAAAAUAACCCAACAUGCACAACUCGUUUUGUUCAAGAUCUUAAUACGUUAAACAACUGGCCCUUUGCGAACAAACCGCAAGUAACAAUGAACAAUCUUCCCUAUGUAUAUUCCACUUAGUGAUAGGCGAAUCACAUCCAGGAGCCGAGGGGGAUAACCCAGUCUCUGUUCCCCAAAGCCAGGCCCCGAGCCCACGAACC
Messenger RNA from Gadus chalcogrammus (walleye pollock), 5820 nucleotides. RefSeq names its product forkhead box C1-A-like. NCBI's taxonomy places the organism in Eukaryota, Metazoa, Chordata, Actinopteri, Gadiformes, Gadidae. Gene Ontology annotation, biological process: regulation of transcription by RNA polymerase II; anatomical structure morphogenesis; cell differentiation. Bases 289 to 1797 code for a protein of 502 amino acids. Gene Ontology annotation, molecular function: DNA-binding transcription factor activity, RNA polymerase II-specific; RNA polymerase II cis-regulatory region sequence-specific DNA binding. The transcript has a single exon. The record is from RefSeq and is a predicted model, not a curated record.